Molecule: messenger RNA, 2743 nt
Organism: Chara braunii
Lineage: Eukaryota; Viridiplantae; Streptophyta; Charophyceae; Charales; Characeae
Source: the annotation of a GenBank genome assembly
GGGCGGCCGCUGUGGAGGGGCAAAGGACGAAGAGGAGGACAGACGGCGCCUUUCAUCUCUGAGCAGCGGAAGAAGAAAGUGGUAGUAGCGCGGCUGAGUGAUCGACCGGUAGCAGUUAGGGGGUGGAGGCCUGUCGGGCGACCGGUCGUUCCAGGCGCUGAAGCCGGCGGUCGCACGUGUCUGUCUGGUCUCUCUGGUUUCCCGCUUGCUUUCUCUCACUGAUCGGCCGAAGGAAGGGAGGGAAGCCAUGGUUGGCAAGAAGAAGAAGGGCGGCGGGGGUUCGAUGGCGGCACGGGCCGAUGAUGAUGACGUGACCCUCGCGGAAGCUGACCCGAAGAGAUGCCAGCAUGAUGCGGAGGCGAUUGCCUCCUCCCCGUCGGAGCCUGCAGGAGCCUCUGCUGUUGACGUCACUGUGAAAGACGAGAAGAAGAAGAGGAGGAGGAAGAAGAAGAAGCAGCAGAUGACGGGCCCCGAUCCCGAUCUCUCGGCUAUGGAGGUCGCCCAUCGGGAUGCCGAUUCCGAAAAGCAGGCGACGAAGAAGAGGAAGGAGAAGAGGAUGGGAGGUACCUACUUUCUCACUCGUUGUGCCGGUCUGGUCUAUUUUUGGUCUGGUCUAUUUUUGGCAGCAGAGACUGACGUCGUACAGAUGUCUGAAGACGUGUCAUCUGGUGACGAAGAGGAUGUUCAGCGGAAGAAGAAGAGAAAGAAAAGGGAGAAGGGGAAGGUUGAGGUCACGCCAGGUGAUGUGGAAGACACAGGGCAAGAGAGAAAGGAUGAUCAAGCUGCAGCUAGGGAUGUCGUGGAGCAUGGCAGGAAGGACGCACAAGAGGAAGGGGAAGCCAAAGAGGGGGUGGGUCUAAGGAGAGAGAGUGCUGAAGAAGGUAGUAAGCAGGAUGUGGAAGCGAUGUGCAAGGAGGAAACUGGUAAUGGCAAAAGUGAGAAGAAGAGGAGGUUUGGAGGCAUGGAGGGAGGAGUCGUGGAAGUUAGUGGCAUUAUGAGCCAAGUAGCUUUUGACACACUGGAAGUCUCGGAGUUGACGAAAAAUGCAAUCAAAGACUUGGGCUUCACCAACAUGACAGAGGUUCAAGCCCGGUCGAUUCCGCAGCUGUUGCUGGGGCGGGAUGUGCUAGGUGCUGCACGCACGGGCUCCGGGAAGACCCUUGCCUUUCUUAUCCCUGCCGCAGAGUUGCUGUAUCAUGCGAAGUUCAUGCCGCGUAAUGGGACGGGUGUUAUCAUCAUCUCCCCGACUCGAGAGCUUGCCAUGCAGAUCUAUGGGGUGGCUCGGGACCUGUUCAAGUACCACAGCCAAACCCAUGGGAUUGUCAUGGGAGGAGCGAACAGGAGAACAGAGGCAGAGAAGUUGGGGAAAGGUGUGAAUCUGGUCGUUGCAACACCUGGACGGCUGCUAGAUCAUUUGCAGAACACGAAGGGAUUUGUAUUUAAGAACCUUAAGUGCCUGGUGAUCGAUGAGGCGGAUCGGAUACUGGAAAUUGGAUUUGAAGAGGAAAUGAGGCAGAUCAUAAAGCUUCUCCCGAAGGAUCGCCAAACUGUACUCUUCUCGGCCACACAGACAACCAAGGUCGAGGACUUGGCUAGGGUGUCCUUCAAGAAGGCACCUCUCUACAUUGGGGUCGACGACGGAAGGGCCAAGAUAAUGGUUUUCUUCUCAUCCUGCAAUGAGGUCAAGUUCUUCGCAGAGCUUCUGAACUACAUUGACAUCCCAUGCCUCGACAUCCACGGGAAGCAGAAGCAGCAGAAGCGGACGUCGACGUACUUUGAAUUCUGCAAUGCCGACAAAGGGAUUAUGCUCUGCACUGAUGUAGCUGCCAGAGGACUCGAUAUCCCGGCUGUGGAAUACAUUCAUAGGGUUGGAAGAACUGCACGUGGCGAUAAGGGUAGGGGAAGAGCACUCCUUUUCCUCAUACCUGAAGAAAUCACGUUCCUGCGCUAUCUAAAGGGCGCGAAGGUUCCACUCAACGAGUACGAAUUCCCUGACAACAAGAUUGCGAAAGUUCAGUCGCAGUUGGAAAAGCUCAUUGAGAAGAAUUAUUACCUUCACCAGUCAGCGAAGGAUGCGUAUAGGUCUUACAUUCUGGCGUACAACUCCCACUCGAUGAAGGACGCAUUCAACGUGCACAGGCUUGAUUUGCAGGCAGUUGCGUCUUCUUUCGGCUUCCAACGUCCGCCGAAGGUGAAUUUGACAGUCGAGAGCAAUGCCGCCAAAUUUCGGAAGAAGGGAGCAGGAGGGGCUCCUGGGAUGAGGCAAGGGAAGGGUGCACAUGGCUUUAGUGUGGGCAAUCCAUAUGGAAAGAAGCAGGGGAGCGCAGAUAAAAGGCAGUUUGCUCGGAUAUGAGCAUGGUGAAGUACUUUUUUUUGCUGUAAGAGGAUUCAGAAAAUUGAAUUAGAUGAUUGAAAAUUUGCUUUCCAAUUAUCGUCAAGCACGCAUGUGGCGACACACAUGAAUGAUGCUUGCCUUUUGUUUUUAUUGCCUCUGUUUGUUUGUUUGUUGAUUUUUCGGGAGUGUUGACGACUCUCUCUCUCUCUCUCUCUCUCUCUCUCUCUCUCUCUCUCUCUCUCUCUCUCCUCGCUGUGUCAUUCACAACUGUACUGUAGUUGCCGAUCUAUGGUAUGAACAAUUUUUCCACAUCUAUGUGUCUUAUUCCAACACGCGUGCACGCACACAUGCAUCCUCGGCAGACCGUCGGGGUUAAACCCUCUUCUGAUGAGUCGGUGCAAUUCCGAC